UUUGGUGGCAAGCCUGAAUGCCCCCUCGCCCCAGCUGACAGCCACUUCAGUCACAAGUGUUGUUCCAGGGCUGACUCCAUCCCUGCAACGGACACCGAAACCACAAAGGCGGCUGAGAUUCGGGCUGCCCUGGAGGAACUACCGGCCGGGUAGGUGAACCGGUGUUCAGCAGACCCCAGUGGGCAGAGGACUGUGAUGGCAACAAACCUGGGAGCGUGGAGGUGCGAGCGGCUCUGGCUGGGGACUCUCGGUAGAGAAACUGGCAUCUAUGAAGGAGUGUUGCUUUGCAGCAGCCUUUUGGGAGGCCAGGAUGACCCUCUGGGCCGCCAUCUGGAACUCCCCAGAAAGAGCCUGUGACAAUGGCAGCACUGGCAACCACGCCAGACUGGCACCCGGCCAGCAGUGGAGGAGGCAGUGCUCAGUCUGGGAGUCUCCACCCCGGUCAAGUGCCCCGAAGGAUAGAGACAGCCCCGUUACCAUGGUUCCCCUGAGCCAACAGAUCUCCAGUGGCCUCCCAGUGGCAGCCGGAGCUUGCGACUCUCUCAGAGUCAAAGGGAGAAGCCAUAACCUCUGAGCAUGGACCAGGCCAGGAUCUGCCCUCCAGCAGUUUCACCUGUUUCCAUCAAGGGGCAGGAAGGCCAGGCAGUUGUGAAACCCAUUUCGCCAGCGAGGAUAUGAGAAGUGGACAGGUGAUGUGCCUCACUCAAGGUCACAUGGCCAGGAAGGUGUGAACAUAAGGUGAGGCCAGCAGCCGGACGUGGGAAAGGAAAACCAAUGGCCAGAUUCCAGAGAGGAUACACAGCCCUCAUCAUCACCACCCUCAGAGCUCCCACUCACUGAGCACUUCCUGGUUGCCUGUGCUCUCGCCCAACCCCCUGAGCCUAUGGGAAAAGGCCUAUAAGCCUUCCACUGGGCUGCGCCCGCAACACUGGCCACCUCCAGCAGUGAAAGCAGGAUGAGGCUGACCAGGACACCUUAACUGAGGAACCAGGAGAGCUCAGUGGAUUGAGUGAAAGGCCCAGGAGAGCCUCAGUUUUGUCACCUGAAGGAGGUUUUGUCAUGAGGAACAUGAGAUGCUAUUACGUGACAGUGCCAAGCAAGUCGAAGAUGCCUCAGGAUGAAUGGGAAGGGGAAAUUUGGACACGGACACAUGCAUAGAGUGAUGAUGAUGUAAAGAGACAUUGGGAGAAGAUGGUCAUCUACAAGCCAAGGAGAGAGGCCUGGAACAGAUCCCUUCCUGCACAGCCUCCAGCAGGAACCAACCACGGUGACAUCUUGAUCUUGGACUUCUAGACCUCAGAACUCGUUGAUGAGCGACUGAAGACACGACAUAUGUGAAAAUGCUUUGGAAGCUGCAAAGUGUUUUGUGCACUGAGGCACCGUUACCGUCCGCUUUCUUAGGAUGGCUGUCUGUGAAGUCCUGGUUGUUAGCUGCCAUCUGCCCUCUUGCCUUCCUCCUUGCUCACUUAGGACUGUUGUUUGGAGAAAGUAUCAUGGAAGUUCUGCGUCCACAGCUUAUAAGAAUUGGUGGACGGGUUUACAGGAAGAAUCCCAUCCAAGAGCAGACUUAUCAACAUGAAGAUGAAGAUGAUGACUGUUAUCAAGGUCUCGUGGAGUGUGCAGAAGAGUCCUGUGAAGCCUAUGAGGUGGUGCAGACCCCGCAAGGUUUCCGGUGUACUGUGAAGGCCCCCAGCCUGCUCUACAAGCAUAUAGUUGGAAAGAGAGGCGACACUAGGAAGAAACUAGAAGUGGAGACCAAAACUUCCAUAAGCAUUCCUAAGCCUGGACAAGAAGGAGAAAUUGUAAUCACUGGCCAGCAUCGAAGUGGUGUAAUUUCAGCCCGAACUCGGAUUGAUGUUCUUUUGCUCACUUUUAGAAGAAAGCAGCCCUUCACUCACUUUCUAGCCUUUUUCCUCAAUGAAGCUGAGGUUCAGGAGCGAUUUCUGAAGUUCCAGGAGGAAGUACUGGAGAAGUGCUCCAUGGAUCACGGGGUUGAUAGCAGCAUUUUCCAGAAUCCUAAAAAGCUUCACCUAACUAUUGGGAUGUUGGUGCUUUUGAGUGAGCAAGAGAUCCAGCAGACAUGUGAGAUGCUACAGCAGUGUAAAGAGGAAUUCAUUGAUGACAUUUCCGGGGGCAAACCCCUGGAAGUAGAGGUGGCAGGGAUAGAAUACAUGAAUGAUGAUCCUGGCAUGGUGGAUGUUCUUUACGCCAAAGUCCGUAUGAAAGAUGGCUCCAACAGGCUGCAGGAAUUGGUUGAUCGAGUACUGGAACGUUUUCAGGCAUCUGGACUAAUAGUGAAAGAGUGGAAUAGUGUGAAACUCCAUGCUACAGUCAUGAAUACUCUAUUCAGGAAAGACCCCAAUGCUGAAGGCAGGUACAACCUCUACACAACGGAUGGCAAAUAUAUCUUCAAGGAAAGAGAAUCAUUUGACGGCCGAAACAUUUUGAAGCUAUUUGAGAACUUCUGCUUUGGUACCCUAAAGCUCAGUUCAAUUCACAUCUCUCAGAGGUUCACAGUAGACAGCUUUGGAAACUAUGCCUCCUGUGGACAAAUUGACUUCUCCUGAGGUGGAUCUUGGGAAACACUGGAAAUUAAACAUCCUCACAAAGUUGGUUGACUCCACGGAUGUGGAACCCAUGGAUGUGGAGGGACGACUGAACCACAUUUUG
This is a messenger RNA of Balaenoptera musculus (blue whale), 2670 nucleotides long. RefSeq names its product activating signal cointegrator 1 complex subunit 1 (gene ASCC1). The transcript is spliced from 19 exons. The record is from RefSeq and is a predicted model, not a curated record. Bases 1341 to 2567 code for a protein of 408 amino acids. Gene Ontology annotation, molecular function: RNA binding. Gene Ontology annotation, biological process: DNA alkylation repair; regulation of DNA-templated transcription. NCBI's taxonomy places the organism in Eukaryota, Metazoa, Chordata, Mammalia, Artiodactyla, Balaenopteridae. Gene Ontology annotation, cellular component: nucleus.